Messenger RNA from Camellia sinensis, 1155 nucleotides. The record is from RefSeq and is a predicted model, not a curated record. NCBI's taxonomy places the organism in Eukaryota, Viridiplantae, Streptophyta, Magnoliopsida, Ericales, Theaceae.
AUGCUUCAGAUUCUUAAGUCAAGUGAUAGCUCAAAGAAAAUAGGGGGUUCUAUUAUAGGUCACAAGUAUAUACGCAGAGAUAGAAGGCAAGAUCAUGACAGAUUGUUUGCAAAUUAUUUUGCUGCAAAUCCAGUGUAUUCAGCUACAAUAUUUCGGAGACGUUUUCGAAUGCGUCGUCCUUUGUAUUUGCGAAUUUUGAACGCAAUCGAAGCACACAAUUCAUAUUUUAUUCAAAAACAAGAUGCAGCUCAUGUAGUUGGAUUAUCUGCCCUACAAAAAAUGACUUCAGCGAUGAGAAUAUUAUCAUACGGUGUCGCAGCAGAUGCAGUUGAUGAUUACAUACGUAUUGGGGAAAGCACUGCGAUUCAAAAAUAUCUGAGAUCUCCGACACCAACUGACAUUGCUAGGUUGCUUGCUAUUGACGAGAUUCGGGGGUUUCCGGGUAUGUUGGGAAGUUUAGAUUGCAUGCAUUGGGAGUGGAAAAAUUGUCCAAAAGCAUGGCAAGAUCAAUACAUAGGCCAUCAAAAAAAGCCAACCAUUAUUCUUGAAGCAGUAGCUUCUUAUGACUUAUGGAUUUGGCAUGCAUUUUUUGGAAUGCCUGGGUCACAUAAUGACUUGAAUGUAUUAGACCGGUCACCUUUGUUUUCUGAUCUUGCCCAAGGUAAGGCUCCCCCUGUCCACUACACUGUUAAUGGACAUACUUACGAUAUGGGUUAUUACCUUGUUGAUGGUAUAUACCCGCAAUGGGCAACACUGGUUCAAACAAUUUCUUCUCCCCAAGGAGUAAAGAGACAACAUUUUGCAAUGAUGCAAGAGUCUGCCAGGAAAGAUGUAGAACGGGCAUUCGGAGUCCUCCAAUCUCGAUUCGCAAUUAUAGGUGGUGCUGUACGUUUUUGGGAUCCAAAAAUGCUUGCCAACAUAAUGAAGACUUGCAUUAUAUUACACAAUAUGAUUGUUGAAGAUGAGAGGGAUGAGCACCUUGAUUUUGAUUAUGAAAUUUCAUCUACCAACACACCAGUGCAACUUUCCUCUACUCCUACCAAUGACUUUGAAUCAUUUUUGUCUCGUCAUUUAGGUAUUAGGAAUAAAAAUGCAUAUCAUGCCCUCCGUAAUGAUUUAAUAGAACAUAUGUGGCAUCUUCGCGGUGAAAACUAG